UUCAAGCGUGGUGUCCUGUUGCGUGAUCUCCCGCAGCUAUCCUCAGGAAACCAACCAUCUCCAGCCAAGCUCGCUGUGCCGUCUGUAGUCCACUCUUUGGGGGAAAAACAGCAGGAAUAAAACUUGUUUCAUAUUUUAUAUUUGAAAGCCGCUUUCUGCAUCGGAGUCGCCAGACAUGAUGAAUUGUAUUCUCAUCUGCCUGCUAUGUGGAUUGUAUGGUGUUUUGGCAAAAGAUAAAGAACACAAGGGCAAGUACAGCGUCCCCAUCCUGGAUGUGAAAACUCAGCAGUUGGUCGUGGACACCAACCAGACACUACUGCUCGGCUGCAGGGGUCGCUGGGAGCUGAUAUGGGCGUUCCCAUCAGGUUUGGCCAGAGAUCAGGUGCGAGUGCAGCAAUCUCGCUGUGGGAAGAGAGGCCAGCAGCACUGCAGCCGUUUGACGGUCAGCCGCAGCCAGGCCCAGCACACGGGCCCGUUCCGCUGCAGAUAUCGGCACCGACCUCGAAAACAGAACUCUGUUUAUGUUUAUGUCACAGACAGCCAGCAGCCAUUUGUGGAACAUCCGGGUAUGAGCCCAGAUGUGUUGUACCUGAGGGAGAAGGAGCCACUGGUCAUCCCCUGCCGAGUCACACACCCCAAUGUCACCACCACACUGGUCAAGUUCCCCAACCACAGCCUGAGUCCAGACAAGAGGAACAUUAUCUGGAACAGCAAGCAGGGCUUCACCAUCCGAACUCCCACCCUCUAUUACACCGGCCUCUUCUUCUGCCAGACGAUCACCGAUGGCGUGACAUACAUGUCACAGAAAUACUUUGUACACAGACCAGUGAGUAACAUCAUGGAGGUGUAUCUGAACAGCAGUGGUCCUGUGCAGGCUCUGAAGGGAAAGAGACUGGUCUUGAACUGCACUGCCACUGGGGAGUUGAACACCAGAGUCAACAUCACCUGGGACUACCCUGGAAAGAUUAACAACUCGGGCUUCACUUCCAAGAGGCUCCUGAAGCACAGAACGCACAUGUUGUUCUACAGUAUUCUGACCAUCCCGAAGCUCCAGCGAUCAGACCGAGGGCUCUACACAUGCCGAGUCACCAGCGGUGAAAAAAACAAGCAACAGAAAGUCACUGUCACUGUCUAUGACCGCCCAUUUAUCCAUCUGAAGCCCAGACAUGGAUCUGUGAUGGAGGCUCAAGCAGGACAGAAAUCUUACAGAAUCUCUCCCAAACUAAGAGCAUUCCCUGCCCCUGAAGUCAUCUGGUUUAAGGAUGGCAUGGUGGCAGCAGAGCAAUGCUCCCGAUACCACAUGGAUGGGAAUUCCCUGGUGAUCCGGGAUGUUGCGGAGGAGGAUGCUGGGAAGUACACUGUCCUGGCACGAAUCCAGGAACACGGACUCUACCAGAAUCUCACACUCACACUUGCUGUCAAUGUGAGUCCUCAGAUAGGGGAGAAAGCGGUGUCGUUGCAGGACCCAGGCUCUGUGCCGCGGGGGAGCAGGCAAGCCCUGCACUGCACGUCCCAUGGAGUCCCUCCUCCACACAUCCAGUGGCUCUGGCAUCCCUGCCCAUCCAAAGGCCUGUGUGUGUGUCCAACGUCGUCCUCCCUAUGGCGCCCUGUGACAGAGAGUCUCCCCGCCACGUCCACACACAACCACAUCCUGAGUGUUACUCACAGACAGGAAGUUCUUCAGGGGAAGAAAAAGACAGUGGGGGUCCUGACUGUGGCAGAGGCCUUUGUGUCUGGAGUGUAUCGCUGCAUUGCCUCCAACUCUGCAGGCAAAGACCAGCUAGACGUCCACUUCUACAUCACAGACGUCCCAGGAGGCUUCAGUGUAAACCAGCGGGAGGAACCAAGAGAGGGCGGGGACCUCCAUCUCACCUGUGUAGCCAAUAAGUACCUGUACACCACGGUGUCAUGGCAACGAGUGAAUGACACAGAGGAUGUCCAAUCCAGCAGCCCUGCCCUAAGUAGUCAGCAGCUCACAUCAGGGGAGUUCUCUAACUCUCUGGUCCUGUUGCUCAGCAACCUGACAGCCAGAGACUCUGGAGCCUACAGGUGCUCCGCCCGCCACCUCGUGACUGGACAGGAGACACAUCUGGACACACAGGUGGAGGUCACAAUUCUGGAGCCUCCGCUGCUGCAUAAUAAUUUGACAGAUUGUACUGUCAACGUUAGCAGUUCAGUGACCCUUAGCUGUCCAUCUCAAGGCAUCCCACCCCCUACCAUCACAUGGUACAAAGACGAACAUGCUCUGUCACAGGGAUCAGGUAUCGUCAUAUCACCAGAAGAUGGGACCCUCCAUAUUGACCGAAUCACAGUGGAGGACCAGGGUCUGUAUACGUGCCAGGCCACCAAUGAGAGGGGAUCCGCAGAGAGCUCUGCCUACAUAUGGGUCAACAGUGCCUCAGAAUCCUCGUUUUUGGAAAUUCCCACUCUCACCUGUACCUGCGUGGUGGCCACUCUCUUCUGGCUUUUGCUCACACUCUUCAUACGGAAACUGAAACAGCCCAACACCUCAAACACCAAGCCAGAGUACCUGUCAAUCAUUCUGGACACAGGAGAGGGGCCAAUAGAGGAGCAGUGUGAGAGAUUACAAUAUGACCCCAACCAAUGGGAGUUCCCUCGGGAGCGACUCAAAUUAGGGAAACCUCUGGGACGUGGAGCCUUCGGGAAGGUGAUGCAGGCGUGUGCGUUUGGUAUAGAUGGCGCCACCAGCUGCAGGACUGUGGCUGUCAAGAUGCUCAAAGAGGGAGCUACAGCCAGCGAGCACAAAGCUCUGAUGACUGAAUUGAAGAUCCUCAACUACAUUGGACACCAUCUGAAUGUAGUCAACCUACUGGGAGCCUGCACUAAGCUGGGAGGGCCGCUGAUGGUCAUUGUUGAGUACUGCCGUUAUGGAAACCUCUCUGCCUUUCUGAAGAGCAAGAGAGAGGUGUUUGUGCACAACCGGAUGGCCAGAGGAAAGGAUGGAGGGAUGAGUGUCUGCGGUGUUUCUGACGGCCAGAGCAACGUUAGAACAGAGUUUGAUGACAGGGAGAAGACAGAGAAGGGCUGUGAUCCCAAAUCUGCAUCCACCUCUCCUCUAUUCCUGGAGGAUCUCAUCUCCUUCAGCUUCCAGGUGGCGCGUGGCAUGGAGUAUCUGGCCUCUCGCAAGUGUAUUCACAGAGAUCUGGCAGCCAGGAACAUUCUGCUGUCCGACAAUAAAGUGGUGAAGAUCUGUGACUUCGGCCUGGCCAGAGACAUCUACAAAGACCCCGACUAUGUCCGCAAGGGAGAUGCCCGCCUCCCUCUGAAGUGGAUGUCUCCCGAGUCCAUCUUCGACAAGGUGUUCACCACCCAGAGUGACGUGUGGUCCUACGGCAUUCUGCUGUGGGAGAUCUUCUCUCUUGGCGCUUCCCCGUACCCUGGUCUUCACAUAGAUGAGGAGUUCUGCCACCGACUGAAAGGGGGAACAAGGAUGCGAGCACCAGAGUACAGCACACCUGAGAUUUACAGCACCAUGCUGGCAUGUUGGGAGGCAAGUCCCUCAGAUCGACCCACCUUCACUAACCUGGUGGAGACACUGGGAGACCUGCUGCAAGCAAAGGUUCAGCAGGAUGGGAAAGAUUAUAUUCCCCUGGGAUCUUUCAUGACUGGAGACAAAAACCGCAGUGAGACCUUGAAAGAAAACCCGCUUGCAGUCACAAACCUGAGUUACAUGAGAGGUAUGGCCACACUUCAGACUUUUGAGGAACUGCCCUGUGAGGAUCCAGAUAACCCUGAUGAUGAGCAGAGUGACAGUGGGAUGGUCCUUCCAUCUGAGGAACUGAAGCAUAUGACAUGGAAUAACGGCACUAAAACCAGGAAACUCAGCAGGUUCUUCACUUUCAAGUGUCAGGACAACCAGGUGCCCUACUUGUGCAACGACAUGAAAGGUCUCCGUGACUACGAGCCUUCUAUCCUGCCGUGUGACUGGGAGUCUGACGAAGGCGGCUCCCCUCCUCCGGACUACAACUCUGCCUUCCUCUACCCAUCCCUCUAGCACCUGCUCUUGUUUAAUUCUUUGACAGCUUUAUACAGGGUUAAUAUAGUUUCCAGCUCAUCACUUUUAUUCACUCAGAAUGUAUUUUUUUCUUGUUUUUUUUACACUUGCCGUUUUAAUCCGUUACCUCAUUAUAAUAUCUGUGGGUAAAUCUGUUUCUCUUUUCCUCCUUCAGCCAAACUGAGAAAUGUUCCUUUAGGUUGAAGACAAAACAUUCAUUUGCUUUUUCUCAGUUUCAAAAAUCACAUGCUGUUAUACAACAAAGCUUCCUCACAACGAUCAAGUAUUAUCUUAAUGCAUCUCCACACAACCCUAUCCAAGAGCAGCUAAGUAGCCUAUUACCCAGCAGGAAUUAUCCUACGUAAUUAUGAAGAAUGUAUUUACCAAGCUACAUCUAUUAGAACCUAUUUUAUUGGUACCUCAUGCUCUGAGCUUUGUGAAGAGAAACACUGCUGUAUGAAAUAACUGUUCCUCUUGCACAGACACUAUAUGCUGGACAAAAGUUAUUACCCACUGAAUUAUAUAUGUUAGACAGAAUGUAUCAAUCUGUAUUUAUUUCAAUGCUGUAGUCAUGUCGUGGAUGAGUCACUUGUUAACCUGGUGUUUAAAUUUGACGUCUGUAUCUGACUACACUGCCGCACUACCGGUUUACUGGGUUCACCUAAAAAUAAAAGUCAGUAAUUCAACAGCCCUGCGAUAGAAUUUAUGCACCGCAAUUAUAUCAAAAAAUUUGAAAUGCCUCUCAACAUUAUGUAAAAUAAUUUGAAAGCAAAUCAAACUAAACCCUCCGCAAUGACGAGGAGACCAUGAAGUUGAAUCAGCAAGUUUCUAAAACAGUUUCAACAAAAAAUAAACAUUAUAAUCUUCAUGAGUCUGGGAUUUACUGCAGGGCUGUUGUAUUUAACCGUAUUACUUUGAGCUGGUUAAUCCUAAAUAAACUGGCAACUGAGUGCAUAUUUAAUUCUACAUUGACUAUAUUUUGAUAUUCAAGUCAUUCAGCAUUGACAAAAACAAAAACACACAUUUCCUUAUGCUGUUUUUACAGUGUAUUUGCAUUUACAAAUAAUACUGACUGCAUAAAAAAACAGUCCUAUGAAGCGUAGAGCUUCCCCCUCUCCAUCAAUUUCCCCACUAAAACAUUAGAGCUGAAACAAUUAGUCACUUGACAGAAAAUGAAUUGGCAACUAUUUUGACAAUCA
Messenger RNA from Seriola dumerili (greater amberjack), 5214 nucleotides. It is a transcript of the gene flt1, whose product is annotated as fms related tyrosine kinase 1. NCBI's taxonomy places the organism in Eukaryota, Metazoa, Chordata, Actinopteri, Carangiformes, Carangidae. Bases 176 to 4015 code for a protein of 1279 amino acids. The transcript has 30 exons. Gene Ontology annotation, molecular function: ATP binding; vascular endothelial growth factor receptor activity. The record is from RefSeq and is a predicted model, not a curated record. Gene Ontology annotation, cellular component: plasma membrane; signaling receptor complex. Gene Ontology annotation, biological process: positive regulation of kinase activity; protein phosphorylation; multicellular organism development.